Parascedosporium putredinis is the source of this 1245-nucleotide messenger RNA. The record is from the annotation of a GenBank genome assembly. NCBI's taxonomy places the organism in Eukaryota, Fungi, Ascomycota, Sordariomycetes, Microascales, Microascaceae.
AUGACGCCCUCACCGCUCCGCGAGGCCAUGGAUGGAGUGAUCGACGCCCUUGGCAUGUCGAGGGGCCCAGAGGAGCCCCAAGCACCUCUAGAUCCUUGGUCACCCGAGUCCUUUGACAUGGUUUCUCAUCAGACGCGCAAGAGGGCCCAAAGUCGUCCGCAUACGGCUAUGGGCUAUCCCCACCCGGACGAGGGUUACGAAACGUGGAGUGGGGAGUCAUCGCAAGAUCCUUCGUACCACAGCGGGUACGCCGGAAAGGACCAUCCACUCCCCGAGUUGAGUAGUUAUGUUGACCGGAUGGAAAAGAGCUUCCAGAAACUUCACACCCAGGGCCCCACCGUACCGGGACUAGACCUUGACACGCCGCCCGCGCCGCCUCCCAAAAACACGCCGUUUGACCGCCCCAAGUCGUCGAUGGGAAUGGCCGCGCUUGAUAUGAAGGGGCCCGGACCCAUCAUCCCGGAACGGAAGCUGAGACACAGGAAGUCGGCUUACGAGGUCGGCCGCGAUGUGCUCGGCCGCACGUUCACGACCAAGACAAACUCCACCAACGCUUCCUCGGGAAACCGUAGCACAGUGACCACAACCACGCAGAACAGCGACCGAAGUCUGAUGAGCGGGUCAUCGGCAGGCGCUAUCAGUGCCACCAGCGCUGGUAGCUACGCCAGGAGACGCGAGCGCGCACAGAGUGCCUUGGGCGUGCGGGAUCUAGACAACGAUAGGCCAGAGUCCCCGUUUACCGGAGUCACAUACCACAGCAGCCACGCCUCCGGUCCAUCCCGUCCGCAGUCCCAGAUUGGUUUCCAAGACGACCAUCACGGUGGCCUCGGCGGUCUCGUUCAGCCAAAGCCACCUAAGCGGAGCAUUUUCAAGAAAAUACUCGACUCGGCCAAGACGGGAGUGGCCAGCGGUCGCAGCCAUAUCGCUCUUGCGGGCGACGGGCCAAAGUCUCGCGGAGGCGAUGCUGCUCGGGAGAUGGGACUUGGCAAUGCCGUGGAUUGGGUGCAGGUCCGUCGUGACGUGAAUCGGUCCAACUCGUUGAGCCUCCACGAGCGAGGCGAGCGACGCGAACGGGCGCAGAUGCUGGAUUACCCGUCGAUCAAUGCCGCGGACGAACUGUACGAAAGCAUUAAUGGCGACGAAGGGACGGACGGCAUGCCCGUCAACAACCCGAUCAACUAUCAAGCCAUCAAUCUCGGCCAGGUAGACAAGAAUACGCGCUUUGUCGCGAACCUGCCCCCAUGA